This is a messenger RNA of Funneliformis geosporum, 189 nucleotides long. NCBI's taxonomy places the organism in Eukaryota, Fungi, Glomeromycota, Glomeromycetes, Glomerales, Glomeraceae. The record is from the annotation of a GenBank genome assembly.
AUCUAUUUAUCGGUUUUAACGAAGAUGAAACUUUACAAAGUUUAGUCGUUGACUCUACAAAGAAUAAGCCAGAAGCUAAGGAUGAAGAGAUUCUAAUAAAAUGUAAGGAGCGUCUAACAGCAAUAGCAACUUCUGAUGGAAUUGUGAGAGCCGAACAAUCAAUGUUAGAACAAGACGAAAUCGAACAAU